Messenger RNA from Cinara cedri, 1227 nucleotides. The record is from the annotation of a GenBank genome assembly. NCBI's taxonomy places the organism in Eukaryota, Metazoa, Arthropoda, Insecta, Hemiptera, Aphididae.
GACGUGUUCAUUUUGGUAUCACCGUGUUUUUCCGUUGAGAUACUAUACGUCAAUCUGUCUUUCGGUUGGCUAAUUUUCAAUAUGCAGAAUAACAUGGAUCAAAGUAAUGUAGACCGAACACCAAGUGGUGAUAUUCAUAAUUUUGAAUUAAAUGUGCAAAGCCGAGAUAAUAGUUUAAAUUUCGGUAUCAACGUUCUUUCAGACAAUGAAAACAAUGAAGAUUCAAGCAGCCAAAGUAUUGAUAAUAAUUCAGCUGCUAUAACGGACGACUUACUUAAUAUUGAUGGUCAAGUAAUGAGAAGACGAGUAUAUGCAGAGAAUAUGUGGGCUGAGCCAUUACCCGAUUUGAGGGGUCAAUUCAGAGAUUGUAGCUUAACUUUUUAUAGAGAAAAUCCAACACAUACGUUGAGAUUACGUGCAUUUGUCUUAAGAGAAGUAAAUGUUUUAAGAACUCUUAUUUCACUUGAUAUGACGCAUAGACCUCCUUUUGCAAGUACUAAUGAUGGAGUUUUUACAUCAUUUAUAAUGCGUUUAAUCGUAUUGUAUGAUAUAACAAACACGCGUUUGAUAACCAUACUAACUCCUUGUAUUGGAAACUUCGCCGAGCAUUUCCUCCACGAGUUACAUAACUUUGCAAGUAGUCCAUAUAGAUUGGUUGACUAUGAUCUUAAUGUACGCUACGCUCAUGGUAGCUAUUUCUCUCAAUAUUCCAUGCUGUAUUCUGAGUACUCCGAAUUAAAUAAUGAAGAUAUAGUUGAGCAACCAAUAUAUGUUACAUCACCGGAUCAUAGGGAUGAACCGAAUGUAGUGAAUACGGAUGACGAAGAUAAUGAAAAUUCUCCUUUUAUUGUUAUGUCGCCGUCAGAAGUUAUUGAAAUUAAAUCUGCUUCUGGGGAAUCUGAUGUUCAAAUCAUAAACAUUGAUACUGAACCUUCUGCAGAAACAGAAAGGGAUCAGCCGUUCCAGCUUAAUCAUCAACCAAAUUGUCCAAGUAUGACACGGCCAAAUGAGAGUCAAAUAAAUACUGUAGAGAACAUCAUUAAAGAUAGUUCGUCAGACGAUGAGACAAUCGAAAUUAAUACCCGUACGAAACCAGAAGAUGUUAUGAAUAAGAAGAAAAGAAAAAAGUAUGGUGUUGAAUUUAUGAGGUUCGACUUGGUAGCAGAGCUCGAUCGAGCUCAGAGUCUUCAUUUUCAGAUAAUACAGAGGCAAACUAAAUUAAAUUAA